GUCAAUGGAUUAUUUCACAAUAAUAGAUCAUUAACCUGUUUUCCAGCAACGAUGCUGUUCCCCGAGUACUACGACAGCCAACUCAGAAGCAAAAUAGUCUCGCUGAUAUCAAUAAAAUGCCACUUUCAGUUUAUAACAUUCUGUUGUGCUGCGCAGCAGAGAAGUUGGAGCACAUCCUGCUCUCAGGCUAGAUAACACUCGCACUUCCCACUACUGAAUGAGAAGGUGGGAAAUCAAGUGGUGAGAAGACAAACAGGACACCACAGCAGACUCUGGGCAUUUUCCACAUUUUCAAUUUCUGGGCACAUCUCUUAAUGGAACAAAUGUGGACUCAUACGGAGAAGCCAAGCAGGGCAUGGCUUUAAGCAGACUUCUGCUGCUCUGUAUGAUAGCCUCUGAAGUGUGGGACAGUGAGACCAAGUCCACAGAGUUUGUGUGCAGUAGAGCAGCCAGAAAGGCUUUGAAUAUUGUGCCCGAGAUGUCCAGUGCACUGUCAGCCUGUCCACCUGUCUGUCUUGUCUCUGUCACUUGUCUCUCCCGUGUCUCCUCCGUUGCAGAGUAAUUGUAAUGGCUCGGCAACCCUCUCCACACAGGUUCAGCUACCCUGCACUGAGCUUCACGCAGCAUCUUGGGAACACAAAUCGGAGCGGGAGAAGAGAGGAGAGAUAGUUGCAUCUUUAAGGCUUCUUGUCGAGGGUGUGAAGUCUGAAAGGAGCCUCAGACCGACAGGAUGUGGCGCUUUGCUGCUGCAGAGACUGGAGAACAACAUCAACAACUACCUGCUCAUCCUCACCCGCCUUCAGCUGAGCGGGGCAGUGGUGACUCCAUCGCUGUCUUGUGUUCCUCGAAGCACUCAGAGUCUGAGAACAGUCCUGAUGAGUUACAACCUGCUGAUCUCAGCCAAGCUGGAGUGGUUCAUGGUUGGCCUGGAGCACAAGUGCACCAAUUCCCGGUGACACCGGAGCAGCUUUUCACUACUGCAGCUGGGGGUCGCUCACGAAGGAGGUCCAUCAAAGCAAAAACUGGAUUGAUCUACAUUUUUUUCCGUCACCUUUUCGCAGAAGUCACUGUUAUGGAUGUUCUGUUUUUUAUAGCCAGAAGAGAGUGAAUACUUCACUAUCUGUCGGUCAUUAAGAUAAAGCAAAGCCAGGGUAAUAUGAAUAUAAGAAAAAUGAAUGUAUGAUAUUGAGGCGUUUUAUGUUUGUUUGUUUUAGUUUUAUCUUUGUAUCAUUCUGCAGGACAGUGGAGAUGCUUUAAAUACGACUGUAAGCCUGUAGGUCCUACAACAGGCUAAAAUCUGCCAUGUAGCGUUUUUAUGAUGCCUUCAGACAACAUCUGUAUUAUCUAAAUCCUGGUUCCAGAUGUUUUUCAGCUUAAUAAUGUAAACAGAAUGAGACUUAUUCCAACAUAUUUGUUGCUCUUCAGCCCUGCUAAUACUGCAAUAUCUUUUUAGGAGAAAGCAAAUGUGUUUUUCUCUUUGCACUUUUAAAUCUUAUCUUGUUUACCCUUUGAAUAAGAGCAUUGCUAAAGAAGUAUGCUGCUAUUAUUAUCAGCAUUAUUAUUAUUAUUAAUAUGAUUAUUAUUUGCUUUUCUAGUACAAGAAAUCUCCGUAUUGUUGGAAAAUUUCUCGAUAGAAUUCAUAUAUUUUGCAUUUAAAGAUACAUUAUUCAAAAUAAUUGUGAUACAGGACUUUUAUAAUAUAGACGAAACACAGAAAGACUGUUUUUUGUUUUUUACUAAUCAUUUAAUUUAUUUUAAUUGAUUGUUGUCUAAUAAAAACAAAAAAGAAGCUAAUUAUAAGGAGACGAGACUGGACAUUAUUGGACGAGCCCUUGCAGGAAGCAACGUCAUUUUUGUCUCCAAUUAGCAAAUUACCUGCCCAAGGUGAAGGGCUCGAGCAGGUGAGGCGUGGAGGUAAAUGGCGGCUCUCGACGUGGAUGGCACGUUUCACCAUAACAACAAUAUAGAACUGGUCUUUUAUUUAAAUAAAGUUGCACUUACCUUUAUUAUUGAUAAUCUACGAUGUCAGAAAAAACGCCUUUAUUACACUACCGACUGACCACUAGCGGCGAGCCGUCUGAUGGAUCUAAACGCACCGGGGUCGGAGGAGGGGUACACCCCGGACGAUCCAAGGAUAGGGCGCCUCAGAAGCUCGGGGUGCUGUUUGGAGUCGUCAUUCCAACUUUACUGUCCAUGUUCAGCGUUGUUGUGUUCUUGCGGAUUGGAUUUGUUGUGGGCCAAGCAGGGCUGUACCAUUCUAUUGCCAUGUUCCUGGUGGCCUACUUCAUCAUCACAAUGACUGUGCUCUCCAUCUGUGCAAUCUCCACCAAUGGAGCUCUAGAUGCUGGAGGUGCCUACUACAUGAUCAGCCGAGCCCUGGGUCCAGAGUUUGGUGGCAGCAUUGGGAUCAUGUUUUUCUUUGCCAACAUUUGCAGUAGUGCUCUCUACAUUUUGGGUUUGGUCGAGGCUAUUACAUCUACCUUCGGGGUUCCAGAAGAGGGGGCUGCAGCUGCUGCAGGUCACCAUCACAUGCUGCCAUCAGGAUACUGGUGGUCUCUGCUUUAUGGCACCGCCCUGCUUUUCCUGUGUUUCAUUGUGUGUCUGGUGGGAGCCCACAUCUAUGCAAAAGCCACCUUCAUUAUCUUCAUCGUAGUCAUGACGGUCCUGGCUUCGAUCUUCAUUAGUUUCUUCAUUGUGGGGCCCACCGUGGUGACUCUGUCACACACGUCUGCAGUGAACACCACCAGCAUGAGCACUGCCAAUUAUACAGGCUUCAGGCUGCACACGCUGGAGGGAAACCUGUUCUCCGCGUACACGGUGGACUACACCACUGGUGCCAUGAUGAGUUUUACCAGAGUGUUUGCGGUCAUGUUCAACGGCUGCACUGGAAUCAUGGCAGGGUCCAACAUGUCAGGUGAUCUGAAAAACCCUGGCUAUUCCAUCCCGAGAGGAAGUCUUGCUGCUGUUUUUACAACUUUCAUCACAUAUAAUGUGCUGAGUCUGCUGGCGGCAUGGUCCUGUGACCGUUAUCUUCUCCAAAGAGACUACAGCUUCCUGGGGGACAUUAAUAUAUUGCCACCCAUGGUCACAGUUGGCAUUUACUCCUCGGCCCUGUCUGCAGCAAUGAGUAACCUUAUUGGAGCCUCCAGGGUGCUGUACGCCCUGUCCAAAGACGACCUGUUUGGCGGUGUUCUGGCUCUGGCAAGGAAAACCUCUCAAAGUGGAAACCCCUGGGUCUCAGUGCUUGUCUCUUGGUUGCUUGUGCAGAUGGUGCUAUUUGCAGGUAAAUUGAACACCAUUGCUGGUAUUGUAACCAUCUUCUUCUUGUUGGUGUAUGCUGCUGUGAACCUGGCCUGUUUGGCUCUUGAAUGGGCUUCUGCACCAAACUUCAGACCCUCGUUCCGUUUCUUUACAUGGCACACCUGCACUCUGGGCAUCCUCGGCUGCCUGGUCAUGAUAUUUUUGAUCAAUGCAAUUUAUGCAUUUGCCAGCAUAGCCUUUAUGCUGGUGCUCUUGAUGCUUAUCCACUACCUGGGGCCCAUCAGCAACUGGGGCUACAUCAGCCAGGCCCUCAUCUUCCACCAGGUGCGUAAGUACUUGUUGAUGUUGGAUGUGCGAAAGGACCAUGUUAAGUUCUGGAGGCCCCAGGUGCUUCUGAUGGUUGCAAACCCUCGCAGCUGUACAGGCCUCAUGACUUUCAUUAAUGAUCUGAAGAAGAGCGGCCUCUAUGUGCUUGGACACAUAAAGCUGGGCUUGCUGGAUGAGCUGCCCUCUGAUCCUUUGCAGAGUCGAUAUGACUCCUGGCUCUGUUUAGUGGAUCAUUUGAAAAUCAAAGCGUUUGUCAACCUGACCCUGGCUGACUCCGUCCGACACGGCGUUCAGAAUUUGCUUUUCAUCUCAGGCUUUGGUGGAAUGAGGCCCAACACCCUUGUCUUGGGUUUCUAUGAUGACUGCACUCCUCAUGACCACCUCCAAGGUCAUAUUCUCCUGUCUACAGGCCAUAGCUUUGAUACGGUCUGUCCAACCAAAGUCCCUGGAGAGCAACGCUCUCCCUUCUUUCCCAGUCUGCGAGGUGCUGAGGACCCCAAAGACCUCCAGGAAGAGGAAUACGUCUCUGUGAUUGCUGAUGCUGUAAAAAUGGGAAAGAAUGUGACUCUGGCUCGGUGUUUCGACCAGUUCAACCGGGACAGAGUCUUAGGGUCAGGAAGAAAGAUCAGAGGUGUGGCCGGGCCAUUCAUUGAUGUGUGGCCUAUGAAUCUUCUUCAGCCAGACAGCCAUAGUUAUGUUGGCAUCUGCUCAUUGUUUCUUCUCCAGCUGGCUUGUGUGCUUCACGAUUCCCGUGCCUGGAACCAGGCGAGACUCCGACUCUUCUUGUGCAUGGAGGCUGGCUACAGUCUGCAAGAAAAGGAGGAAGCAAAGCUCCAGGGUAUGCUUAGGGAUCUAAGGAUCUCAGCUCAGGUUCAGAUGGUGGCUUGGGAUGAGGUGGUGGCGCUACACUGGCAGAGGCAAAGAGAAAGGGCUGAACAGAAUGAGGAAGAUGAGAGAGAAGACUGUAACCAGACAUAUCCCAAUAAUGCCUCUCAACUUACAGAUGAGUACAUCUGUGCCGUCAAUGAUAUGAUUUGCCGUCAUGGUGUCCCUCAGCCAGCUGUGCGUUUCUUGUAUUUGCCACACCCCCCAGCUGAUAGAAGCCGUUACCGUGCCUACCUGCAUCAGGUGGACCUGUUGAGUCGAAACCUUGGUCCGACAUUGCUCGUUCACGGAGUCACUCCUGUGGUUACGACUGACAUCUAGAAUUUUACUAACUCUUUGUCAUCGACUAGCAGAAUCUAGUAUCGUUCAUGGACGGGGCUGUGCCUGUUGCCUCCCGAUUUAUUGACAUGUUAGUCGUCAACCACAGUAUUACAAUAGAUGAAAACACUGCAAAUCUCAGUUUUAAACUUUAAUCAAACAUGAAUGUUACACACACCUAUUCCUCCCACUAAUACACCAACAAACAUGAAUGCUUGAGGGGAACUGAGGCUAUCCCUUUGAAACUGAGAUUAGGCCAUAGUGGCAUUAAGAAAAUUAAUCUGCACUUUUUUGUGUGAGAGGAGAUGAUUGUAUUAGUAGAAAGCUGAUUGGAUGUUAAUGUAUUAGAUUCUCAUUUAUUUGCUAAAAUAUUGCUGCCACAGUUGGGUGCCAUCUUGCUAUUGUGUGCUUUAAAUUUUGCACAGAUUUAUAGAAAAAUAAACGAUUGUAUUACCUGAAUGGCCUGUUUAUAGUUAGUAAUUGUUAGCUACUACAAAAAAAGUUACACCUGAGUGUUUCCUGUUGAACCUGCAGAGGGCGAUAUUUGCCUAGCAAACUGCCCACAAUCACAGCUAUACAAGUAAGAAUUUACAAGGCUCUUAGUGCACCACAAUGGUGCAAAUACCAUGUAACUGAAUGUGUACUACAAAUAAGCUAACAUAGACUGAUCUGCUCAUUCAGAACUCUCCACGUGGUCGGUCUGUUUAUGAUCGGCUUUCUUGCCAAGAUAAAGAAUGCAGUUCCCAGAAAAACGGUUGAAAACUUUUCAGGGCUGACAGGAUCUCCUUCUGAGUUGUAAUUAUGGACCAAGGCAGUCUUACUAAAUUAAUAAGAGUCCUAUGUGUUCCAAAUUAAACUUGGAGUCAAGUGUUUUCAUUAUUAUUUUGGAUAUGACUUCUAGGAGGAUUAUGUUUGCUGUAUACAAACAGCAAAGCACCAGUGGCUUAGCACUGAGGGAGCUAAAAUUAAAUCAAGAAAUAUUAGGGGCGAAUGUCAGGGCGCUAUGCUACAGACUGGGUCAUCCAACAUGACAUUGACCUGGGGUGCACAAAUAAAUGAACAGAUGGUUUAAAGAAAAAGAAACAACAAUUUUGGUCUGUAACCACCUUGAGAUGCUGUGGUGUGAGCUGAGCAAGGCUGGACAAUCAAGAAAUCCCCCAAAUACUCAUUGUGCACUUCUUAUCAGCAUCUCCAGGAAAUGAUGCUGCUGUUAAAGAAGUUUCUUUGAACUACUAAAUUCAAGACUUAACUUAGUUUUUCCAGCCUGAGCUGUGAGUGAUUACUGAACACGAUCAUUAAAGACAUGACUGUUUUAUCCAGUCAGACUGUGUUGUACUAUCAUUAUUUUAUAAUGGAAUUUUUACUUGUAGUGCAACUUUUUGCCCCUCGGAAUAAAGCCAGUGUGCAGA
This is a messenger RNA of Maylandia zebra (zebra mbuna), 6200 nucleotides long. The record is from RefSeq and is a predicted model, not a curated record. NCBI's taxonomy places the organism in Eukaryota, Metazoa, Chordata, Actinopteri, Cichliformes, Cichlidae.